This is a messenger RNA of Brassica oleracea var. oleracea, 2188 nucleotides long. RefSeq names its product phosphoinositide phospholipase C 2. Gene Ontology annotation, molecular function: phosphatidylinositol-4,5-bisphosphate phospholipase C activity. The coding region runs from base 224 to 1981 and encodes 585 amino acids. The transcript is spliced from 9 exons. Gene Ontology annotation, biological process: lipid metabolic process; phosphatidylinositol-mediated signaling. NCBI's taxonomy places the organism in Eukaryota, Viridiplantae, Streptophyta, Magnoliopsida, Brassicales, Brassicaceae. The record is from RefSeq and is a predicted model, not a curated record.
GAUACUUGCCUUUGGGUAUAUUCGCACGGGAAGAGACAGAUCUUCAUAUUCCAGAAGGUUAAGGAUUGAUUGAUUUUCAUUAAAUAUUCACAAGAAAAGAAGAUAAUUUCUGGUUGAAUACAAGCAAAAAAAAAAUUAUUCUGACUUGCUUUCAUCAUCAUCUUCUUCUUCUUCUUCUCCAAUUAUCAUCUCCCACCACCCAAAGGAUCUCUCCCAUUGCCUAAUGUCGAAGCAAACGUACAGAGUGUGCUUCUGCUUCCGCCGGAGGUUCCGGUACACCGCAUCGGAGGCGCCGCGCGAGAUCAAGACCCUUUACGAGAAAUACUCGGAGAAUGGGGUCAUGACGGUCGAUCAUCUCCACAGGUUUCUGAUCGAUGUUCAGAAGCAGGGGAAAGCGACGAGAGAGGAUGCGCAGUCGAUCAUCAAUGCCGCGUCUUCUCUUCUUCAUCGGAAUGGUCUCCACCUUGAUGCUUUCUUCAAGUACCUUUUUGGUGACAACAACUCUCCACUUGCUGGACAUGUGGUGCAUCAAGACAUGGAUGCUCCUAUAUCGCAUUAUUUCAUAUUCACUGGUCACAAUUCUUAUUUGACCGGUAACCAGCUGAGCAGUGACUGCAGUGAGGUACCUAUUAUUGAUGCAUUGAAGAAAGGUGUCAGGGUGAUUGAAUUGGAUAUUUGGCCUAACUCCAACAAAAACGACAUUGAUGUUCUUCACGGAAGGACUCUCACUGCACCUGUGGAGUUAAUCAAAUGUCUAAAAGCUAUCAGAGCACAUGCCUUUGAUGUUUCUGACUAUCCUGUUGUUGUGACUCUUGAAGAUCAUCUUACUCCUGAACUUCAGUCCAAAGUUGCUGAGAUGGUUACCGAGAUAUUUGGAGAGAUCUUGUUUACUCCUCCUGUGGGAGAAUCCUUGAAGGAGUUCCCAUCGCCAAACUCUUUAAAAAGGCGGAUCAUCAUCUCAACGAAACCUCCCAAAGAGUACAAGGAAGGCAAAGAUGAGGACUCUGUGCAGAAAGGUAAGUCUUUGGGUGAUGAAGAAGUUUGGGGGAGAGAAGUUCCGAGUUUUAUCAACAGGAACAAAAGCGGUUACAAGGAUGACUUAGUUGAGAAUGAUGACGAUGAGGAUGAUGAUGAGGACGAUGAUGAUGGAGACAAGUCCAAGAAGAAUGCACCACCGCAGUAUAAACAUUUGAUUGCAAUCCAUGCUGGGAAACCAAAAGGUGGGAUCACCGAGUGCUUAAAGGUUGAUCCUGAUAAGGUAAGACGCCUUAGCUUGAGCGAAGAGCAGCUAGAGAAGGCGGCAGAAAAAUAUGCAGUACAGAUUGUGAGGUUUACUCAGAGAAAUUUGCUGAGGAUUUAUCCAAAAGGAACUAGAGUUACUUCAUCAAAUUACAACCCGUUGGUUGCAUGGAGCCACGGUGCUCAAAUGGUGGCUUUCAAUAUGCAGGGAUAUGGAAGAUCAUUGUGGCUAAUGCAAGGAAUGUUUAGAGCCAACGGCGGAUGUGGAUACAUCAAGAAACCUGAUAUUCUGCUGAAAGGUGGCUCUGAUAGUGACAUCUUUGAUCCAAAAGCUACUCUACCUGUAAAGACAACACUGAGGGUGACUAUAUACAUGGGAGAAGGCUGGUACUUCGAUUUCCGCCACACACACUUCGAUCAAUACUCACCUCCUGACUUCUACACAAGGGUGGGGAUAGCUGGAGUUCCAGCGGAUACGGUUAUGAAGAAGACAAAGACGUUGGAGGAUAACUGGGUACCGGCUUGGGACGAGGUGUUUGAGUUCCCAUUAACGGUUCCGGAGCUGGCUCUACUGCGAUUAGAAGUGCAUGAGUAUGACAUGUCAGAGAAGGAUGAUUUUGGAGGGCAGACAUGCUUGCCUGUUUGGGAGCUGAAGGAAGGGAUAAGAGCGUUUCCUUUACAUAACCGUAAAGGGGAGAAGUACAAAUCCGUCAAGCUUCUCGUGAGGUGUGAGUUUGUGUGAUGACGGUAUUGGGUCAGAAAAACACUUUGAAACUGGUCCGCUGAGUAUUUGGGUUCGAAGGAUUUGGUGUGUGCAUGUGUGUGAGUUUGUAAAACUGAGAGAAUGAUUGCUUUUAUUUGUUGUGUAAUAAUAUAUACUAGAUUUUGACCCGCACGCUCGUGCGGGUGUAUUUUUUAAAAAAAUAUAAUGCUAUUUUCUUUUUAUAUC